Sphaeramia orbicularis (orbiculate cardinalfish) is the source of this 2299-nucleotide messenger RNA. RefSeq names its product very long-chain acyl-CoA synthetase-like. Gene Ontology annotation, biological process: long-chain fatty acid import into cell; long-chain fatty acid metabolic process. Gene Ontology annotation, molecular function: long-chain fatty acid transmembrane transporter activity; long-chain fatty acid-CoA ligase activity. NCBI's taxonomy places the organism in Eukaryota, Metazoa, Chordata, Actinopteri, Kurtiformes, Apogonidae. The transcript has 10 exons. Bases 1 to 1845 code for a protein of 614 amino acids. The record is from RefSeq and is a predicted model, not a curated record. Gene Ontology annotation, cellular component: plasma membrane; endoplasmic reticulum membrane.
AUGCUCCUGUGGGCUGCAGCGGUACUUUUCUUGCUGGUUCUUGCCUUUUUCUUCCGGAAUCCUUACUUUGUGCAGGAUGUCCGCUAUGUGUUGUCGAGAGUCAAAAUAGGCUCUUUAAUGCUCAAAUGCAUCCAGACCAACUUCACUCUACUGGACCAUUUUUUAAAAGUGGUGAAGGCGCAGCCGGACAAAAUGUUCCUUUAUUUCCAGGAUGAGAGUUUUACCUACAAACAGGCCGAUGAUCUGAGUACCAAAGCCGGCAGAGCCUUCCUGCAGAGCGGACUGGUCCAACAGGGGGACACGGUGGCCCUGUUCCUCAGAAAUGAACCCGUGUUCCUCUGGCUCUGGUUCGGUUUGUUGAAGAUCGGAUGUUGCGGUGCUUUUCUGAACUACAACAUGAGAUCCAAGUCACUGCUGCACUGUUUCAACCUCAGCAGAGCCAAAGUCCUGGUGGCAGCUGAAGAGUUACUGGAUGCUGUGGAGGAGAUCCUUCCUUCUCUACUGGAGCAGCAGGUCACUGUUUACGUCGUGGCUGACAGAUGCACGACUGCAGGAGUUGAGAACUUCAAUGAAAAAAUGGACCGAGCUUCCUCUGAGCCUCUGCCCAAAGAUUUAAGGUCAAAUGUCACCUUGCAGAGCCACGCAGCGUACAUCUACACAUCUGGGACUACAGGUCUUCCUAAAGCAGUUUCGAUGUCUCAUGGAAAGGUGUGGGGUGUGACUCUUUUUAGCAGUUUACUUGGAACUAACAGUGAGGAUGUGACAUAUGUUAGCCUUCCACUGUAUCAUACCUCCGCCCUUGCGGCUUUAAGUGGAGCCAUUUAUGCAGGUGGCACCAUGGCUUUGCGGAAUAAAUUUUCUGUAUCUCAGUUCUGGGACGAUUGCAGAAAAUACAAUGUCACUGUUAUACAGUACAUCGGUGAAACUAUGCGUUAUCUCUGCAACACACCAAAGAAACCUAAUGAUCGAAGUCACAACGUCAGACUUGCAUUUGGAAAUGGCAUCAGAGCAGAUGUGUGGAGGGAGUUCUUGAACAGGUUUGGAAACAUCGAAGUCAGAGAGUUUUAUGGAGCUACAGAGGGAAACUUUUCUCUGCUGAAUUACAGCGGCAAGAUCGGAGCUGUUGGACGACACACAUUUUUGCACAAGAAGGUUUGUCCUUAUGCUGUGGUCAAAUACGACAUUUACAAAGAGGAACCCAUUAGAAAUUCAUCUGGUUUCUGCAUAGAGGCCGACAAAGGUGAACCAGGCCUUUUUAUCUCCAAAAUAACUCUGAGGACUCCAUUCCUUGGAUAUGUGGGAGACCUGAAGCAAACUGAGAAGAAACGGCUGCAUAAUGUUUUCGAACAAGGAGACAUGUACCUCAACUCUGGUGACCUGCUACGCAUUGAUGGAGAUGGUUUUGUGUACUUUCAGGAUCGUGUUGGAGACACGUUCAGAUGGAAAGGAGAAAACGUGGCCACAACAGAGGUGGCAGACAUCAUCACCAUGGUCGACUGCAUAAAAGAAGCCAAUGUGUAUGGAGUUGAAAUUCAAGGCCAGGAGGGCAGAGCUGGAAUGGCUGCGAUCACGUUAACAGAAGGACAACAGUUUGACUCUGCAGGUGUCUUUAAACAUGUGGAAAGCUUUUUGCCAUCCUAUGCAAGGCCUCUUUUCUUCAGGAUUCAGGACACCUUGGAGGUCACAGGCACGUACAAGCAUCAGAAGGUGAAGCUGGUGAAAGAAGGCUUCGACCCCAAUGGAAUAACAGACCCACUCUACGUCAUGGAUAAAAGACAAAAUAAUUAUGUCCCACUUACGCUGAAUAUUUACAACUCUAUAACCUUAGGAAAGAUAAAUAUGUGAAACACACCUGCUCAUGCUGUAAUACACCACACACUUCAGUAUUUAAGUGAUAAUAUCAUGUGUGGCCGUUAAAUUACUCAUUUCUCCUCCAGUGAACAUGUUUCAACCGGCUGCACUGAGCUCAGAUUGACAGAUGAGUGCAUUAAUGGCAUACUUAGGCAGGGAAGGGAGUGCACGCUCACAUUUUUCCACUUAAAAGAAUCAGACGUGUAACUAAUCGGUCUAUUAAGGUUAAUAUUAGUGCAGUUAAAAUGUGUGUGUGACUGUUAAAACCAAAAACUGCUCUUGUACUGUGUUGUGUAAUUUGAAGUAGACAACUGAUUGUACAACCUCAAAUAUGAAAUAAUUGGAACAGUAUGGACAAAUCAAAUGAAAAAUAAUGCAGUGACAGUAAAAUGUACUUAAAUGAACCACCUAUGGGUGACAUAGGGUUAGUGUUAUAUUAUGCAUUAGA